AUGUUAGAAUAUACUGGACAGACUAAAGCAAACUCAGAAGGAGUUCACACAGUAGUAGACUCAGACUUAGAAAGUUGUCUGAGAAGACCUAAGUCUGCUUCAGAGCAGGAUUAUAGAAAACUUUUCGAAAUAACAAAACACUGUUUUAAUCAAAAAACACCUUAGGCAACUUGUGAUGAGAUUCCUGAAUUUGAUUCAUAGGAUGAUUCCUUUUUAUUAAGGCCCUCUCUGUGUACAAAUAAAUCAAGCAGAUAAAGCUAUGAAAUUGUAAAGGAAGAAAAACAAUCAGAAAAAGAACUGAUAACUCCUUUGAAUGAGAAAGAUAAGCAUCUAAUAGUGAAGAGCGAUCAGGGGCUAUGUAAAUUGUAAGGGAUUAAAAUGAAAAGUGGAGGAUUUUACAAAGGAUAUUGGUACAGAAGAAAGCCUCACCAUAUGGGGGAAUACCUAUUUGCUGAUUAAAGCAGAUAUCUAGGAGAUUGGAAUAAUGGUUACGCAAGUGGAAGGGGAGAAUACUUUGAUGCUGAUGGAGGCCACUAUCAAGGAGAAUUUUAUUAAAACUGUAUGUAAGGGACUGGAGUUUACAAAUACGCCGAUGGAACAAUCUACAAUGGUAUGGUUUAUCCUUAUCAUUAAGGUUAAUGGAUGAAUGAUAAAUAUCACGGAGUAGGAAUCGAAACAAAAAAUGACAGCCAGUAUAAGGGCAAAUUUCAGAAUGGCUUAAAACAUGGUUAGGGGACUAUGGUAUUUUUCAACUAAGAAAAGUAUCAAGGAUCAUUUGUAAAUGGACUGUUUGAAGGGAAAGGAGUUUUAAUUUGGCCAGAUGGAAGAAGAUAUGAAGGAGAUUGGUAAAAAGGGGUGAUGCAUGGUUAGGGGAUGUUGCAAUGGCCAGAUGGUCGUCUCUAUAUAGGAUAGUAUGAAAAUGAUAAAAGAUAAGGAUUCGGAACAUUCCAAUAUCCUGAUGGUCGUAAAUAUGCAGGUUAUUGGAUGAAUGGUUUAUAACAUGGAUCAGGAGAGUUUACUGAAUAUCAUGGUUAAAUUAUGAAGGGAGUUUGGAGAGAAGGCAAACUAUUUUCGCAUUAUUGA
Paramecium tetraurelia is the source of this 1083-nucleotide messenger RNA. RefSeq lists its product as uncharacterized. The transcript has 6 exons. Lineage: Eukaryota; Ciliophora; Oligohymenophorea; Peniculida; Parameciidae. The record is from RefSeq and is a predicted model, not a curated record.